CUGAACGAGUCUUCACUCGCUCUGACCUGUUCACGUCCUUCUCCUCGCUGCAUCUCUCUCUCUCUCUCUCUCUCUCUGUCUGACCUGAUCUUACCUCUCACUCUGCUUCUGCUGCUCAGGUUCUGUCUGUCUGACUCAGGACUCAUUUUAUUGAUCUGUCUGUCUGUCUGUCUGUCUCUGAGCUGAUUUCAUAUUCAUCUCAUAUCUGUCUUAUCUGCUCCUCUGCUUUUCUCUCUGAACAGGUUCUUCCACUUCUUCUCUCUCUUUCUCUCUCUCUCUCUCUCUUUUUCUGUCUCUGUUCUCAUGUUCUGGUCUUCAGUGUGAGAACGCUGUUCUGGGCUGCAGGCUGGGUGUGGAGGUGUGUAUAGGUGGCUGAGGAGCGUCUGAGCUGUGAGAAGGCGGGGUGUGUUGAUAUGCCGCUGUGGGUUGUGUUGUUGAUGGUGUGUAUUUGUUGUGUGGUGUGUGAUGUGGAGCUCCAGCCGCUGCUGAACUACAGCUCUGUGUCUCUCCCUCGACUACACCUUCCAUACUUCCUCCACAACAACCGGCCCCUCGCUAAAGCCUGCAGAGAAGACCCCCUCUGCCCCUUUAAAGAUGCUCUCUCUCAGAAGGAGUCUUGUUGGGGUUAUGAGAGAAACUGCUCGCCUCAGCACUGGUUCAGCUACCCUGUCUGCACCAGCGUGGACCCAGGAUGGGCGAGCUCAGUUCAGGCGGCUCAAGAGAUCUUCUGGAAGCAGGCCGACUUUGGCUACGUGAGAGAGAGACUGAGCGAGAUGAAGACCUUGUGCAAGCCUUUAAAUUCUGGAGAAUCUUUUCUGAAGUGCACCAGCCACAUGCGGUUUUGUAGAGCCACCAAUCUUUACUUGGACCUACGGGAACCUCGCAGGGGUCAAGAGAGAUAUAAGGAGGAUUUCCUGCAGAAGGGGGAGAUCGGGGGUCGCUGCAGGUUGAACAGUGCAGCGCUGGAGGCAGAAGGGCAGCACAAGAGCCCCCUGCAGUCCUGGUUUGCGGAGCUGCAGACGUUCACAGAGCUGGACUUCCACCCUAUAGAUGACAACCACUGUGAUCUUAUUAUAGAGAGACCCACCAUCUUCAUGAAGUUGGAUGCAGGAGUGAACAUGUACCAUCAUUUCUGCGACUUUGCCAACCUGUACAUCUCCCAGCACCUCAACAACUCCUUCAGCAGAGACGUCAACAUCGUCAUGUGGGACACGAGUCUGUUUGGAUAUGGAGAUCUCUUCAGUGAGACCUGGAGAGCCUUCUCACACUACGACAUCAUACACCUCAAAACCUACGACUCCAAACGGGUGUGUUUCAGGGACGUGUUUUUCUCUCUGCUGCCGAGGAUGAGGUACGGCCUCUUCUACAACACCCCCCUGAUUUCAAACUGCCAGAGUGAGGGAAUGUUCAGAGCCUUCUCUCAGCAUGUCCUUCAUCGACUCAACAUCGAGCAGGAGGGACCCAAGGACGGACGUAUUCGUGUGACUCUGCUGGCUCGGAGUACAGAGUACCGCCGGAUAUUAAACCAACAAGAGAUCAUAAAUGCUCUGAAGACCGUGGCCUUAUUUGAGGUCAAGCUGGUGGAUUACAAGUACAAAGAUAUGCCGUUUCUGGAGCAGAUCAGAGUGACCCAUAACUCGGACAUCUUCAUCGGGAUGCACGGAGCUGGACUCACACAUCUGCUCUUCCUCCCCGACUGGGCCGUCAUUUUCGAACUGUAUAACUGUCAGGAUGAAAGCUGCUACCGUGAUCUAGCUCGGCUGAGGGGCGUUCACUACCUGACCUGGCAGAAACCUGACAAAGUGUUUCCUCAGGAUAAGGGGCAUCACCCUACUCUCGGGGAGCAUCCCAAAUUCACCAAUUACGCUUUCGACCUGGAGGAGUUCAUGCGCUUAGUCAUGCUGGCUGCAGAUCAUGUGAUGCACCAUCGGGACUGGCGUUCAAAACAGACUCGAGAUGAGCUAUAGCAGCAUGGCUACACACACCACACACAUCCCUGCACAUCCACACACAUCCCUGCACAUCCACGCACAUCCCUGCACAUCCACGCACAUCCAUAUAAACACUACUGCUUACAUAAACUCAAAGACGCUACAAUUCACUCAAAACACUACAAAAAAUGACUUAUGAUUGUAUUGAGUCAGUUACAUAAUGUGCUGUUGAUUUUCUGAGUGAAAAUAAGUUAAUAUUCUCGCACAUUCUGCUGCAUAACUACUAUUUACUUACUUAAUUUUACAAAAAAAUCCGGCAUACACAAAAGCAAUUGCUAGAGGUGGGACAAAAUAUUGACAUCUCGAUGUAUUGUACUCUUUUUGUUUGCGAUACAUUAUCAAUAUAUGGCAUUAAAUAUGGAUAUUUGUGUUUAAACAUAGGCUAAAAGCUAUAAACUCCUCACGACUCACCCUAAAAUUUGACUAGCGCCACAUGGCGGUGCUAAUUAAAUAAAUAGUGUAAACUUGCGGAAGAAAUUCGGUGAUAAAUCCAAACUUCCUGGUAUCUGCUUAUUUAGGAGUGUGUUAUCGUCUUUAGUAACACAGAUGGUGCGAACUAUCGUAGAGAAUUGUCUUGCAAUAUAUUGAGUAUCGCAGAAUCACAGUAUCAUGAUAUCAUUGUUAUUAUGGGCAACAUAUCAUGAUAACAUCGUAUCGUGUGUUACCUGGGAUUCCCACUACUAGUAAUAGCACAUAAAAAAACAAUGCUUUUUUUUACAUUUUUUGUUAAUUUCUUAAAAUAAU
Molecule: messenger RNA, 2735 nt
Organism: Astyanax mexicanus (Mexican tetra)
Lineage: Eukaryota; Metazoa; Chordata; Actinopteri; Characiformes; Acestrorhamphidae
Gene: eogt
Product: EGF domain-specific O-linked N-acetylglucosamine (GlcNAc) transferase
Exons: 16
Coding region: 414-1967 (517 amino acids)
Cellular component (GO): endoplasmic reticulum lumen
Molecular function (GO): protein N-acetylglucosaminyltransferase activity
Source: RefSeq, a predicted model, not a curated record